UGACCCCUGCAUCUCCUUUUUAUGUGUGUGGAUGUGUGUGUGUGUUGGUUGGAUAAUCAGAUGAAAACGCGCGGCGUAUGGCUGCCCAGUUAAUCAUCUGCCCACGCCAGGAUGCACGGCUCCGCUCUGCAAAAUCAGAGAAAUGUUUCCGCCUGCUUGUCAUUACUGCUCUCCUGACUGCUGGAUGCAGACGCCGACGCGCCACCUCCGCUAAUUGUUGCUCAAGUUUGCGCUCUUGGCUUCUUAAUUGUGCCACUCAAAGUGUGACGGAUAUUAUCGGUUUGGUCUCGGGGGAAGCUACUCCAUAGGAUUUGGAGUUUUCUGCAUUUUUUUUUUUGCAUGUGUUUGAGCGCGCACAGCAUGCGAGCAGAGGGGCCGGAGGUCGGCGGAGCCCGGGACUGAUCCCUCGACACACGGUGCGCGCGUCCUUUUCUUGGAGACCUCCCGGAGACAGCUGCGCUUCGGCUCCCCCCCCAGAUCUCCUUGCGAUGUCCACGAGAAAGGCGUCGUUGACGGACAAACAGGCUAAAAACGGCACGUCAAAAUAUGUGUUGGAGAGAUGCGCCUCUGUCAAUGAAUAUUACGAUAUUGCCUUUAAGGUGAUGCUGCUUGGAGAUUCAGCGGUGGGGAAGACGUGCGUCUUGGUGCGCUUUAAAGAUGGGGCGUUUCUGGGAGGCAACUUUAUAGCCACCGUUGGAAUAGACUUUAGGAAUAAAGUGGUGGAUGUCGACAACCUCAAAGUCAAGCUUCAGAUCUGGGAUACUGCCGGUCAAGAGCGAUUCCGCAGUGUGACGCACGCCUACUACAGAGAUGCCCAAGCGUUGCUACUUAUUUAUGAUAUCACCAACAAGCCAUCUUUCGACAACAUCAGGGCUUGGCUCACUGAGAUACACGAGUAUGCCCAGAAGGAUGUGGUCAUCAUGUUGCUCGGCAACAAGUCAGACAUGGCUGCAGAGAGGGUAGUGAAGACAGAGGAAGGAGAAAAGCUGGCUAAGGAAUGUGGAAUACCAUUUAUGGAGACCAGUGCAAAGACGGGGGUCAACAUUGAGCUGGCUUUUCAUGCUGUAGCCAAGGAGCUGAAGCACCGAGCGACACAGCAGCCCAACGAUCCCAAGUUCAAGAUUCACGAAUACAUCGAUUCUCAGAAGCACAAGUCUGGCUGCUGCAAACAGGCGUAGCUGACGCCAAACACCAGGCAGGGGAGGGAGGAAGUGUGGGAUGGAGGGUGAGAAGAGGUGGAAAAGGCUGCAUUCUUUUGAAAGCCAGUCCCCAGCGUUGAAUCCUAAAAAAAAAGGUGGAUAUCCUCAGCUUCUACUCGGAGCAGCUUGUUUUGCCAAAUGAAAGCGAACCUGGAUGAGCUGCCAUCCCUUUUCUGAAAUGUGAAGUUAUAAAUCGUGCGUGUCAUGUGUAGAAAUGUUUGUGGUCUUUGUGGUGACAGUGGUUUCAAAACACAAGUCAGGAGUUAAAAAAUCUGAAACAUUAAAUAUUAAUUUGCAGGGAAACAUUUGCCAUUCUGCCCUCAUGGAUUUAGCUUUUUUUUUUUUUUUUUGCCAUGCAGCCCUGAGCUUGCCUAAUCCUAAUUAUAUCAGGCUGUGAACUGAAUCCCUCUUGGCCUUACAGUGCUCAUCUUUUACUAUUUGAGUUUGUUUUAAUAGUGGACUUGAGCCUCUUUGAAAGAAUUUAGGUAAAUGAUGCCAUCUGUUCACAUCUGUAAUGCUGUUAGAAUAAAGCCAAUAUUUUAGGGUGCCCCCUGUGUGUGUCUGUACAUUUAAUUCAGGGCCCCUAAAGUUACUCCACCGCUGCCGCUGCAGGUUGUUGCAUACAAAGACUUCUCCUGUCAUGUCUUUGAGUUUUGCCAUCAUAGAGUUCACACUCAAAUGUGCACAGCACUCUGGGCCAUAGUCGUCAUUGUCGAGAUCUGUAUUUGUUCACGCCUUGUGUAUCUUUGUAACACUGUUCAUUAUGAAUGUUUGCUUGUCAAACUUGCUUAAUGUCACAUUUGUCCCUCUUUCGAGGCAUCACGGUGAAACACAAAGUGCCAUAAAAAGUGCUUUGUUAUCAUAGAUAUAAAGUAUAUUUUGUAAUGUACGUGAUUCUUGAA
Messenger RNA from Oryzias latipes (Japanese medaka), 2101 nucleotides. RefSeq names its product ras-related protein Rab-37. NCBI's taxonomy places the organism in Eukaryota, Metazoa, Chordata, Actinopteri, Beloniformes, Adrianichthyidae. The record is from RefSeq and is a predicted model, not a curated record. Gene Ontology annotation, molecular function: GTPase activity; GTP binding.